Messenger RNA from Mustela erminea (ermine), 1576 nucleotides. It is a transcript of the gene ADORA2B, whose product is annotated as adenosine A2b receptor. The record is from RefSeq and is a predicted model, not a curated record. The transcript is spliced from 2 exons. Gene Ontology annotation, biological process: adenylate cyclase-activating G protein-coupled receptor signaling pathway; G protein-coupled adenosine receptor signaling pathway; vasodilation. Gene Ontology annotation, molecular function: G protein-coupled adenosine receptor activity. NCBI's taxonomy places the organism in Eukaryota, Metazoa, Chordata, Mammalia, Carnivora, Mustelidae. Bases 142 to 1140 code for a protein of 332 amino acids. Gene Ontology annotation, cellular component: membrane.
CCGGCGCGCUAGCCUGGCAGGUCAGACGCGAGCGGUGGCCGCGUGGUGCGGGCGCUCCGGCCGUGCCCGGCGGGGCCCACGCGGCUGCCCCGCGCCCAUCGAGGCCCGGGUAGGCGACACAGGGGCUGGGUCGGCCCGGCCAUGCCGCUGGAGGCAGAGGACGCGCUGUACGUGGCGCUGGAGCUGGCCAUCGCCGCGCUGUCUGUGGCUGGCAACGUGCUGGUGUGCGCCGCGGUGGGCACGUCGAGCGCGCUGCAGACGCCCACCAACUACUUCCUGGUGUCUCUGGCCGCGGCCGACGUGGCCGUGGGGCUGUUCGCCAUCCCCUUUGCCAUCACCAUCAGCCUGGGCUUCUGCACCGACUUCCACAGCUGUCUCUUCCUCGCCUGCUUCGUGCUCGUGCUCACGCAGAGUUCCAUCUUCAGUCUCUUGGCCGUGGCCGUCGACAGGUAUCUGGCCAUCCGCGUCCCGCUCAGAUAUAAGAGUCUGGUCACUGGGACUCGAGCGAGAAGAGUCAUCGCUGUCCUCUGGGUCCUCGCCUUUGGCAUCGGACUGACCCCGUUCCUGGGGUGGAACAGUAAGAACACUGCCGCCAACUGCACGGAGCCCUGGGAUGGAGCCACAAAUGCAAGCUGUUGCCUCGUGCGGUGCCUGUUUGAGAACGUGGUCCCCAUGAGCUACAUGGUGUACUUCAACUUCUUCGGGUGCGUCCUGCCCCCGCUGCUCAUCAUGUUGGUGAUCUACAUCUGGAUCUUCCUGGAGGCCUGCAGGCAGCUGCAGCGCACGGAGCUGAUGGACCACUCCAGGACUGUCAUCCAGCGGGAGAUCCACGCCGCCAAGUCCCUGGCCAUGAUCGUUGGGAUCUUUGCUCUCUGCUGGCUGCCAGUACAUGCCAUCAACUGUGUCACCUUCUUUCAGCCAGCCAAGUCUAAGGCUAAGCCCAAGUGGGUAAUGAACACGGCCAUUCUCCUGUCACAUGCCAACUCGGUGGUCAAUCCCGUUGUCUAUGCCUAUCGGAACAGGGACUUCCGCUACACUUUUCACAAAAUCAUCUCCAGGUACAUUCUCUGCCAGACGGAUGUCCUCAAGAGCGGGAAUGGGCAGGCAGGGGCACAGCCAGCCCUUGAUGUGGGCCUAUGACCUAGGGCCUGGCCUCUUCAAGAAGGCACACAUUCUCAAUAAACAAAGGGACGGGACCUCACUGGCUGAUUCCUGUUUUUAAAGACAGUGACACUGUGUAUGGGCACGGGCCACCUCUCUUGAGUGACCACAUAUCUAGCUAAUAUGCACGUUAUUAGUUGGCUGCAAAGGUUCACAAAUGUAUUUCUGGUUUGUUCUGGCUGCUGUGUGGAUGAUGCCAAUGGCUUGGAUUGUAAAAGACUGUUUCGUUUUUAAGAGUCUGCGUCUUUUCAUGGUAGAACAUGAAACUAUUUUACUGUAAAACACUGUGAACUGUUAUAAUACAAAAUUUUUUUAAUGUAGAGGCAGUGAAAGAGUAAGAGUUGAACAUACUAAAAAUAAAUACUUGUUCCUAGGAAGGUGACCAGGAAAAUUAAAAGUGUAAUUCUUCAGUUAA